AUGGCCAGAAAUCUUAUCUCCCUCAGCACACUUGAUGCCGAGGGAUACAGACACUCCGGUUCAGGUGGAGUGUGUAAGGUAUCAAAAGGUUCUCUCAUUCAUAUGAUAGGUAAUAUGAAUUCUGCAAAGUUAUAUGUUCUUAGAGAAAGUACUUUACAUGGUUCCGUCACUGCUGUUGCUGUUUCUAAUGAUGAACCAAGUAAAACUAAUCUCUGGCAUAUGCGUCUUGGGCAUAUGAGUGAACUUGGUAUGGCAGAAUUGAUCAAGAGACACCUGUCGGAUGGCUGCACUGUGGGUAAGAUGAAGUUCUGUGAGCAUUGUGUUUUUGCCUCAAAAUCAAUCUAUUGCAUAUCACAGAACAAAGAGGAGUUGUGGACCUCGUCCACGUUAAUUGAGGAAUGUGAUAUUGUUCAUUACGCCUUUAGCUAUGCUGAACAGGUUGAGAACAUUCAUGAGCCGGCUACGUACACUGAAGCUGUUGUUUCUGGUGACCGCGAGAAGUGGAUUUUCGCUAUGCAAGAAGAGAUGCAGUCACUUGAGAAAAAUGGCACAUGGGAUGUUGUGCGCUUGCCUAAACAUAAGAAUGCCGUUCGUUGCAAAGGAUCUUCAAGAGAAAUGAGGGUUUAUCUCCUACAAUGUUACAUUAAGAAAGUUCUUCAUCGUUUCAACAUGCAUGAUGCAAAGUCUGUAAGUACUCCUGCUCCUCAUUUCAAAUUAUCAGCUUUACAAUGUGCUAGUACGGAUGAGGAUUUUGAGUACAUGUCAAGAGUUCCAUAUUCUAGUGUUGUUGGUUCUUUGAUGUAUGCCAUGGUUUGCUCUCGUCCUGAUUUAUCAUAUGCUGUGAGUUUGGUGAGUAGAUACAUGGCUAAUCCUGGUAAAGAACAUUGGAAAGCUGUUCAGUGGAUUUUCAGAGAUUGGUUCAUUUCUUACGAGUCUGUGCAGAGUGGAGAUGUGGUGCAUAUGGGAGAUAACAACCCACGUGAGAUUGUGGGCAUUGGCUCCGUUCAGAUCAAGAUGCAUGAUGGCAUGAUACGCACACUGAAAGAUGUGAGACACAUACCAGGGAUGGCCAGAAAUCUUAUCUCCCUCAGCACACUUGAUGCCGAGGGAUAUAGACACUCCGGUUCAGGUAGAGUGUGUAAGGUAUCAAAAGGUUCUCUUAUUCAUAUGAUAGGUAAUAUGAAUUCUGCAAAGUUAUAUGUUCUUAGAGAAAGUACUUUAUAUGGUUCCAUCACUGCUGCUGCUGUUUCUAAUGAACCAAGUAAAACUAAUCUCUGGCAUAUGCGUCUUGGGCAUAUGAGUGAACUUGGAAUUUCAGAAUUGAUCAAGAGAGACCUACUAGAUGGCUGCACUAUGGGUAAGAUGAAGUUCUGUGAGCACUGUGUUUUUUGUAAGCAAAAGAGGGUAAAAUUCAAUGCAUCUGUUCAUACCACCAAAGGUACACUUGAUUAUGUACAUGCUGAUUUGUGGGGGGCGUCUCGUAAGCCCUCUUAUGGUGGUGCUCGUUACAUGCUUACCAUUAUUGAUGAUUACUCUAGAAAAGUGUGGCCUUACUUUCUGAAAAAUAAAGAUGAUACAUUUGCUGCUUUUAAAGAGUGGAAAGUCAUGAUAGAAAGGCAAACUAAAAAGAAGGUAAAAUUGCUUUGCACUGAUAAUGACGGUGAAUUCUGUUCAGAUGCUUUUAAUGAUUACUGCAGGGAAGACGGCAUUGUCAGGCACCACACCAUCCCGUACACUCCUCAGCAGAAUGGUGUGGCUGAGCGCAUGAACCGAACCAUCAUCUCGAGGGCUCGUUGUUUGUUGUCCAAUGCUCGUAUGAACAGGCGUUUUUGGGCUGAGGUUGCUAACACCGCCUGUUACUUGAUCAACCGGUCACCUUCUAUCCCACUUAAUAAGAAAACUCCCAUUGAGGUAUGGUCUGGUAUGCCUGCUGAUUAUUCAUAG
Messenger RNA from Miscanthus lutarioriparius, 1944 nucleotides. NCBI's taxonomy places the organism in Eukaryota, Viridiplantae, Streptophyta, Magnoliopsida, Poales, Poaceae. The record is from the annotation of a GenBank genome assembly.